This is a messenger RNA of Tupaia belangeri chinensis (Chinese tree shrew), 10088 nucleotides long. It is a transcript of the gene MYO15A, whose product is annotated as myosin XVA. Gene Ontology annotation, cellular component: myosin complex; cytoskeleton. The record is from RefSeq and is a predicted model, not a curated record. Gene Ontology annotation, molecular function: ATP binding; cytoskeletal motor activity; protein binding. NCBI's taxonomy places the organism in Eukaryota, Metazoa, Chordata, Mammalia, Scandentia, Tupaiidae.
AUGGCGAAGGAGGAAGAUGAGGAGAAGAAAGCCAAGAAAGGCAAGAAAGGGAAGAAGGCCCCGGAGCCGGAGAAGCCCAAACGGAGCCUGAAGGGGACGUCGCGGCUGUUCAUGGGCUUCCGCGACCGCACGCCCAAGAUCUCCAAGAAGGGCCAGUUCCGGAGCGCGUCGGCCUUCUUCUGGGGCCUCCACACCGGCCCCCAGAAGACCAAGCGCAAGAAGAAGGCCCGCACGGUGCUCAAGUCCACGUCGAAGCUCAUGACGCAGAUGCGCGUGGGCAAGAAGAAGCGCGCGAUGAAGGGCAAGAAGCCGUCCUUCAUGGUGAUCCGCUUCCCGGGCCGGCCCGGCUCCGGCCGACGUGCGCGCUCGCUCAGCAAGGCGUCCACGGCCAUCAACUGGCUCACCAAGAAGUUCCUGCUCAAGAAGGCCGAGCAGUCGGGCAGCGAGCAGGCCACGCUGGACGCCUGGCUGCAGCGCUCCGACUCCCGCGUGGGCUCCCGCAAGCUGCCCUUCCCGUCGGGCGCCGAGAUCCUGCGGCCCGGGGGCCGGCUGCGGAGGUUCCCGCGCAGCCGCAGCAUCUACGCCUCGGGCGAGCCGGUGGGCUUCCUGCCCUUCGAGGACGAGGCCCCGUUCCGGCACUCGGGCUCCCGCAGGUCGCUGUACGGGCUCGAGGGCUUCCAAGACCUGGGCGAGUACUACGACUACCACCGCGAGGGCGACGACUACUACGACCAGCAGUCGCUCUACCGGCACGAGGAGGAGCCCUACCCGGGGGGCUACGGCUACAGCCCGGCCUGGCCGCCCUACGGCGACCACUACUACGGGUACCCGCCCGAGGACCCCUACGACUACUUCCAGCCCGACUACUACGGCAGGCCCCUCUCCCCGGGGAACGCUCCCGCUCCAGACGACUAUGAGCCCCCGUAUGCGCCGCCCUCGGGGUACUCAUCCCCUUACGGCUACCCCGACGGGUACGAGAGCGAGGCGUUCCCAUACAGCUACUACCUGGACCCCUACGCGCCCUACGACGCGUUGUACCCGCCCCACGACCCGUACAGCGCCCCCUACAGCGCCCCCUACGACAUGCCCUACUUCGAUCCCUACGGGGUCCCCUACAGCGCCCCCUACGCCGAAGGCCUCUAUGGUGGAGAGCAGGCCGUCUACCCGCCCGAGGUGCCCUACUUUUACCCCGAGGAGCCGGCCUUCGCGUACCCCUGGGUACCGCCGCCCAUAUCGUCGCCCCACAACCCGUACGCGCACCCCAUGGACGACAUCGCGGAGCUGGAGGAGCCCGAGGAGGCGGGCGCGCAGCGGCAGAGCACGUCGUUCCGCCUGCCCAGCGCCGCCUUCUUCGAGCAGCAAGGCAUGGACAAGCCGGCCAGGUCCAAGCUGUCCCUCAUCCGCAAGUUCCGCCUCUUCCCGCGGCCCCAGGUGAAGCUGUUCGGGAAGGAGAAGUUGGAGGUGCCCCUCCCGCCCUCCCUGGACAUCCCGCUGCCCUUGGGGGAUGCAGACGAGGAGGAGGAGGACGAGGAGGUGCCCCGCGUGCCCACGGUGGCCUAUGGCCAUCCUUUCUGGGGCUUCCUCACGCCGCGCCAGCGCAACCUCCAGCGCGCCCUGUCGGCCUUCGGUGCCCACCGGGGCCUGGGCCUCGGCCCCGAGUUCGGGCGCCCCCCGCCUCGCCCCGCCACGUCCCUGGCGCGGUUCCUCAAAAAGACGCUUUCGGAAAAGAAGCCCAUCCCGCGGCUCAGGAGCGGCCAGAAGGCCCGCGCGGGCGGCCCCCCCACCCUGUCGGGCCUGCCCCGGCCAGCCUCGCCUUACGCCUCCCUUCGCCGGCACCCGCCGCCCUGGGCCGCCCCAGCCCACGUGCCCCCCGCAGCCCAGACAAGCUGGUGGGGCUUCGUGGAGCCUCCUCCCGUGAGCCCAGAGGUGCCCCCCGACCUGCUGGCCUUCCCCGGACCGCAGCCCUCGUUCAGGGACUCCCGCCGGCGAGGGGCCGCCUUCGGCCUCUCCGGGGCCUCCCCACGGGCCUCGCGGAGGCAGGCCUGGCCCCUCCUGCCCUCACCCCAGCCCUCAAGGAGGAGCCUGCCCGGCGCGGGCUACCACUCGCCCUUGGGGCCCCCUUCCCCACAGCUGUCCUUCCGCAGGAGCCCUUUCCACCGCAGAGGCUUUUCCAGGCCGCCCACAGUACCUGAAAACCCUUUCCUGCAGCUGGUGGCCCCCGUGCCCCCGCCCACCUCCCAACCUGAGGGCCCCACCUCUGACUCCACCGGUGUCUUUAUGGGCAGACACCAGGACCUGGGGCCUGGACAGCUCAGCAAAUCGGCGGCCCCGAGCCCUGAGAAGCUGGAAGAAGAGGCCACCACUCCCAGUGACCCUCAGCCACCAGCGGAAGCUGAGCACCAGACUUCAACACCUGCCAAGGAUGCCCGUCCAGUGCAGAAGGCAUUAAGGCUCAGCCUCUCCCACCCACUGGCUGUGUGUGACCAAAAAAGAGCCACAUGGACACUCUGGAGCCGCUGGGGGACGCUGCCCAGAGCCCCCUUGGCUCCCACUGGAACCCCGGAGCCCCUGCCCAAGGCAGGCGAGCAGCGCCAGGCAGGCCCUGGGCGGUUUGCCGUGGUCAUGCCUCGAAUGCAGAAACUGAGCUCCUUCCAGAAAGCUGUGCCUGCCUCCCAGCAGCCUCCUGAACAGCCUGCCCAGGACACCCGGCCCAGCCCCAUGCCUCGAGCGCAGAGUCUGCACUGGCCUCACCUCUGGCUCCCGGCAGGCACCCACCGGCCCUGGCCAGGAGUCCAUACCCAGCCCCGGUCCACCUGCCUGGGCCCUGGAGCCACCUGCCUGUCUCUCAGGGGGCCCUGGAAAGAUGUUGGCCCUCAGAGGUGGCAGAACAAGAUGCACUCCAUCCGCAGCCUGCCGUCUGUGCGGCUCCGGGAGCAGCGCGGGGAGGAUGGCGUGGAGGACAUGACGCAGCUGGAAGAUCUCCGGGAGACCGCCGUGCUGUCCAACCUCCAGACCAGAUUCGAGCGAAACCUCAUCUAUACUUACAUCGGCAGCAUCCUUGUGUCGGUGAACCCCUACCGGAUGUUCGGGAUCUACGGGCCGGAGCAGGUGCAGCAGUACAGCGGGCGGGCCCUGGGAGAGAACCCCCCGCACCUUUUUGCAAUUGCAAACCUUGCCUUUGCCAAAAUGCUUGAUGCCAAACAGAACCAGUGCAUAAUCAUCAGUGGGGAGAGCGGCUCUGGCAAGACCGAGGCCACGAAGCUGAUCCUGCGCUACCUGGCCGCCAUGAACCAGAGGCGGGACAUCAUGCAGCAGAUAAAGAUCCUGGAGGCCACGCCGCUCUUGGAGUCCUUCGGUAACGCCAAAACCGUCAGGAACGACAACUCCAGCCGCUUCGGGAAGUUUGUGGAGAUCUUUCUGGAAGGGGGCGUGAUCUCUGGUGCCAUAACCUCCCAGUACCUGCUGGAGAAGUCCAGGAUCGUGUUUCAGGCCAAAAACGAGAGGAAUUACCACAUCUUCUACGAGCUGCUGGCCGGCCUGCCUGCCCAGCUCCGACAGGCCUUCAGCCUGCAGGAGGCCGAGACCUACUACUACCUGAACCAGGGCGGGAACUGUGAGAUCUCAGGGAAGAGCGACGCGGACGACUUCCGCCCCGCCAUGGAGGUGCUGGGCUUCGGCAGCGAGGAUCAGGACAGCAUCUUCCGCAUCCUGGCGUCCAUCCUGCACCUGGGCAAUGUCUACUUCGAGAAGUACGAGACGGACGCGCAGGAGGUGGCGUCGGUAGUGAGCGCCCGGGAGAUCCAGGCUGCCGCGGAGCUGCUGCAGGUCUCCCCCGAGGGCCUGCAGAAGGCCAUCACCUUCAAAGUGACCGAGACGAUGCGAGAGAAGAUCUUCACACCCCUGACCGUGGAGAGCGCCGUGGAUGCCAGGGACGCCAUCGCCAAGGUCCUGUAUGCGCUGCUGUUCGGAUGGCUCAUCGCCAGGGUCAACGCACUGGUGUCCCCACGGCAGGGCACGCUGUCCAUCGCCAUCCUGGACAUCUACGGCUUCGAGGACCUGAGCUUCAACAGCUUUGAGCAGCUGUGUAUUAACUACGCGAACGAGAACCUGCAGUACCUUUUCAACAAGAUCGUCUUCCAGGAGGAGCAGGAGGAGUACAUUCGUGAGCAGAUCAACUGGCGGGAGAUCACCUUUGCCGACAACCAGCCGUGCAUCAACCUGCUCUCACUGAAGCCCUACGGCAUCCUGCGUAUUCUUGACGACCAGUGCUGCUUCCCCCAGGCCACAGACCACACGUUCCUGCAGAAGUGCCACUACCACCACAGCAGCAACCCACUCUACUCCAAGCCCAAGAUGCCCCUGCCUGAGUUCACCAUCAAGCACUACGCAGGCAAGGUCACCUACCAGGUGCACAAAUUCCUGGACAAGAACCACGACCAGGUGCGCCAGGACGUGCUGGAUCUGUUCGUGCGGAGCCGGACGCGGGUGGUGGCACACCUGUUCUCCAGCCACGCCCCACAGGCCGCCCCUCAGCGCCCAGGCAAGAGCAGCUCUGUGUCCCGGCUCUACAAAGCGCACACAGUGGCUGCCAAGUUCCAGCAGUCGCUCCUGGACCUGGUGGAGAAGAUGGAGAGGUGUAACCCGCUGUUCGUGCGCUGCCUGAAGCCCAACCACAAGAAGGAGCCAGGUCUCUUCGAGCCAGAUGUGGUGAUGGCCCAGUUACGCUAUUCAGGGGUGCUCGAGACGGUGCGGAUCCGCAAGGAGGGCUUUCCUGUGCGACUGCCCUUCCAGGUGUUCGUAGACAGGUACCGCUGUCUAGUGGCCCUCAAGCACGACCUGCCAGCCAACGGGGACAUGUGUGUGUCAGUGCUGAGUCGCCUGUGCACAGUCAUGCCAAACAUGUACCGCGUUGGGAUCAGCAAGCUGUUCCUUAAGGAGCACCUGCACCAGCUGCUGGAGCGCAUGCGCGAGCACGUGCUGAAUGCAGCAGCCCUCACGCUACAGCGUUGCCUCCGGGGCUUCAUCAUCCAGAAGCGUUUCCGCUCUUUGCGCCGCAAGAUCGUCCUGCUGCAGAGUCGGGCCCGAGGCUACCUCGCCAGGCAGCGCUAUCAGCAGAUGCGGAGGAGCCUGGUCAAGUUCCGGUCCCUGGUGCACACGUACCUGAGCCGCCGGCGCUACCUCAAGCUGAGGGCAGAGCAGAGGCGCCGGCUGGAGGAGGCGCGGCUGCGGGGGCAGGAGGAGCUCAGCAAGCGGGAGGUGGUGGCCGUGGGGCACCUGGAGGUCCCAGCCGAGCUGGCUGGGCUCUUGCGAGCAGCGGCAGGUGGGCCAGCCUGGCAGCCCCGGGUGGCGCCUGUGCGGACUCCCCGGCUCCAGGCAGAGCCCCGUGUUACGCUGCCCCUGGAUAUCAACAGCUACCCCAUGGCCAAGUUUGUCCGAUGCCACUUUAAGGACCCCACCUUCGGGAUGCUGACAGCCCCCCUGAAGGCGUCCCUCACUCGGCUGCCAGCUGAGCACCAUGCGGAGGCGCUGAGCGUCUUCAAACUGAUCCUGCGUUUCAUGGGCGACCCCCGCCUGCACGGUGCUCAGGAGAGCGUCUUCGGGAACUACAUCGUGCAGAAGGGGUUGGCGGUGCCCGAGCUGCGGGACGAGAUCCUGGCACAGCUGGCCAACCAGGUGUGGCGCAACCCCAACACCCACAACGCCGAGCGCGGCUGGCUGCUGCUGGCCCCCUGCCUCAGCGGCUUCGCCCCGUCCUGGCGCCUCAGCAAGUACCUCCUCAAGUUCGUGUCUGACUACGGGCGGAAUGGCUUCCAGGCUGUAUGUCAGCACCGCCUCAUGCAGGCCAUGGGCCGGGCCCAGCAGCAGGGCUUGGGGGCCGCCCGCACCUUUCCCCCGACCCAGCUUGAGUGGAUGGCCACCCGCGAGAAGGCCAGCAUGGCGCUGGACGUGGGCUGCUUCAACGGUGACCAGUUCUCCUGCCCGGUGCACUCCUGGAGCACGGGGGAAGAGGUGGCUGGAGACAUUCUGAGGCACAGGGGGCUGGCAGAUGGCUGGCGGGGCUGGACAGUGGCCAUGAAGAACGGGGCCCAGUGGGCAGAGCUGGCCGGCCAUGACUACGUGCUGGACCUGGUGUCAGACCUGGAGCUGCUCAGGGAUUUCCCGCGGCAGAAGUCCUACUUCAUCGUGGGCACAGAUGGGCCCGUGGCUGGCAGGGGCCACCCCAGGGUGGUGUUUGGGAGCAGCUGGGACUCGGACGAGGACACACCCGCUAGGCCCCAGCCCCAGGGGCACGUGCCCACCACGCCUGACUCCGACGGGUACUGCAGCCACAAUGAGGGCGGUACAGAUGGGGAGACUGAGUCCCAGAGAGCGACAGCGACCCAUCAAGACUCAGCCAGCCUCGGAGAGCCUGCUGUACCCCACAAGGGGCUGGACUGCUACCUGGACAGCCUCUUCGAUCCUGUCCUAUCCUACGGGGACGCGGACCUGGAGAAGCCGACAGCCAUCGCCUACCGCAUGAAGGGGGGAGGCCAGCCAGGCGGAGGCGGCAGUAGCAGCUCUGAAGACCCCCCCAGGAGACCCCCAGAGCCAAAGCCAGAGCCAAUCCCAGGCCUGGACGCCUCCACGCUGGCCCUGCAGCAAGCCUUCAUCCACAAGCAGGCCGUGCUGCUGGCCCGGGAGAUGACCCUGCAGGCCAUGGCACUUCAGCAGCAGCCCCUGAGUCCUGCCCCGAGACCCCUGCCCCCAGAGAAACCCUUACCCCCAGAGGCACAGCCCAGGUCCGGAGGUGCUGGGCCCCCAGCCAAACCCGUGCUCCUGCGCUGCACCCCGAAGCCUGCGGCCCCCGCCCCUCUGGCCAAGGCCCCUCGGCCCCCCACCAAGCCCGUGGCUGCCCCCAUCCUAGCUCAGGACCGGGCUUCAGAAACCACCUCACCCUGCCCAGAGCUGGUCCGGUACUCCACGCUCAACUCGGAGCACUUCCCACAGCCCACGCAGCAGAUCAAGGACAUCGUCAGGCAGUACCAGCAGCUGCCCCGCGGAGGCCCGCCCGAGGCCCUGAGGAAGGACGGUAGCAAGGUGUUCGUGAAGCGGCCAGACCCCCACGAAGAGGCCCUGACGAUCCUUAAGGGACAGAUGUCUCACCUGGCUGUGGCACCUGGCACCCAGGCGUCCAGAGAGGCGGUAGCCCUGGUGAAGCCGGUGACCAGUGUGCCAAGGCCAUCCGCGGGGCCCACUCCAGUGCUGCCUUCCAGGUCACUGGAGCCUCCCGAGGCCCCGGUGCAGACACGGCUGGACCGCCUCAUCCACCCCAACCUCUACAGCCACAGCCCCGCCCCACAGGUGUUUUACCCCAAGGACAGCUACAGCCACCCUGUGCAGCUGGACCUCCUGUUCCGGCAGAUCCUGCACGACACGCUCUCCGAGGCCUGCCUGCGCAUCUCCCAGGACGAGAGGCUCAGGAUGAAGGCCCUGUUUGCCCAGAACCAGCUGGACACGCAGCGGCCCCUGGUAACGGAGAGCAUUAAGCGGGCCGUGGUGAGCACCGCGCGGGACAGCUGGGAGCUCUACUUCUCCCGCCUCUUCCCAGCCACGGGCAGCGUGGGCACUGGCGUGCAGAUCCUGGCCGUGUCCCACAGGGGCAUCAGACUCCUGCGGCUGGCCAGGGGCAGCCACGAGGCCGGUGGGCAGCUGCGCGUGCUGCGUGCCUACAGCUUUGCAGACAUCCUGUUUGUGACCACGCCCUCCCAGAACAUGCUAGAGUUCAACCUGGCCAGCGAGAAGGUCAUCCUCUUCUCCGCCCGAGCUCCCCAGGUCAAGGCCCUGGUGGACGACUUCAUCCUGGAACUGAAGAAGGACUCUGACUAUGUGGUGGCCGUGAGGAACUUCCUGCCUGAGGACCCGGCACUGCUGGCCUUCCACAAGGGCGACAUCAUCCACCUGCAGCCCCUGGAGCCGCCCCGCGCGGGCUACAGCGCCGGCUGCGUGGUUCGCAAGAAGGUCGUGUACCUGGAGGAGCUGCGGCGCAGAGGCCCGGACUUUGGCUGGAGGUUCGGGACUGUCCAUGGGCGCGUGGGCUGCUUCCCUUCAGAGCUGGUGCAGCCGGCUGCGGCUCCCGACUUCCUGCAGCUGCCGGCCGAGCCUGGCCGGAGCCAGGCCGCUGCUGUGGCCGCUGCAGUGGCCUCGACAGCCGCUGCGCGGGAGGUGGGCCGCAGGAGAGAGGGUCCUCUAGUCAGGGCCCGCUCUGCUGACCGUUCGGAGGACCCCCUGACGCCACCGCCGAACACGAUGCUCGAGUUCGCCCAGAAGUAUUUCCGCGACCCUCAGAGGAGACCCCAGGACGGCCCCAGGCUGAAGUCCAGGGAGGGCGGGGAGUCCAGGACGCUGGAAGACAUGCUUUGCUUCAGCAAGACCCCGCUCCAGGAGUCCCUCAUCGAACUCAGUGACGGCAGCCUCAACAAGAUGGCCACCGACAUGUUCCUAGCUGUGAUGAGGUUCAUGGGGGACGCCCCGCUGAAGGGCCAGAGUGAACUGGAUGUGCUGCACACCAUCCUGAAGCUGUGCGGGGACCACGAGGUCAUGCGGGACGAGUGCUACUGCCAGGUUGUGAAGCAGGUCACGGACAACACCAGCUCCAAGCAGGACAGCUGCCAGCGAGGCUGGAGGCUGCUAUACAUCGUGGCCGCCUACCACAGCUGCUCCGAGGUCCUCCGCCCACACCUCACCCGCUUCCUCCAGGACGUGAGCCGGACCCCGGGCCUGCCGUUCCAGGGGAUCGCCAAGGCCUGCGAGCAGAACCUGCAGAAAACCUCGCGCUUCGGCGGCCGUCUGGAGCUCCCCAGCAGCAUGGAGCUUCGGGCCAUGUUGGCAGGCCGCAGUUCCAAGAGGCAGCUCUUCCUUCUUCCUGGACGCCUCGAACGCCAUCUCAAGAUCAGAACGUGCACCGUGGCCCUGGAUGUGGUGGAGGAGAUCUGUGCUGAGAUGGCCCUGACUCGCCCCGAGGCCUUCGAUGAGUACGUCAUCUUUGUUGUCACCAACCGAGGCCAGCACGUGUGCCCGCUCAGCCGCCGCGCCUACAUCCUGGACGUGGCCUCGGAGAUGGAGGAGGCGGGCGGCGGCUACAUGCUCUGGUUCCGGCGCGUGCUCUGGGAUCAGCCGCUCAAGUUUGAGAACGAGCUCUACGUGACCAUGCACUACAACCAGGUCCUGCCCGACUACCUGAAGGGCCUCUUUGGCAGUGUGCCGGCCGGCCGGCCCAGUGAGCAGCAGCUGCAGCAGGUGUCCAAGCUGGCAGCACUGCAGCACCGUGCCGGCGACCACUUCUCCCUGCCCAGCGUGCGGGAGGUCCAGGAGUACAUCCCGGCCCAGCUCUACCGCACGACAGCCGGCUCGGCCUGGCUCCACCUGGUCGGCCAACACCGGCAGCAGACGCAGGCACUCAGCCCACACCAGGCCCGCGCCCAGUUUCUGGGCCUCCUCAGCGCCUUGCCGAUGUUCGGCUCCUCCUUCUUCUUCAUCCAGAGCUGCAGCAACGCCGCUGUGCCGGCCCCCUGCAUCCUUGCCGUUAACCAGAACGGCCUCAACUUCCUCAGCACCGAGACUCACGAGCUGAUGGCGAAGUUCCCCCUGAAGGAGAUCCAGUCCACGCGGACCCAGCGGCCCACGGCCAACUCCAGCUGCCCCUACGUGGAGAUCGCGCUGGGGGACGUGGCUGCGCAGCGCACCAUGCAGCUGCAGCUGGAGCAGGGUCUGGAGCUGUGUCGCGUGGUGGCCGUGCACGUGGAGAACCUGCUCAGUGCCCGCGAGAAGCGGCUCACGCUGCCCCCCAGCGAGAUCACCCUGCUCUGAGCCAGCCCCAACGCUCUGGCUGCCUUCUGCUGCCUGACUUGCUGUGUGGCCUCCGGGGAGUCAUGGGACCUCUCUGGGCCAGAGAGGGGGAGACCAAGAGGAGGCAGGAGGGGCAAUCCGAGUCCCCCACAACCAGAGAGGACGGGAGCAGAGCCGGGAUGGAACUGUGGCAUGCAGGCUUGGGUCAGAUGGCAGGAGGGACUUUCAAAGGCUGGCCCACGCCUGCUCCGGUGCCACUGCAG